Molecule: messenger RNA, 930 nt
Organism: Aureobasidium uvarum
Lineage: Eukaryota; Fungi; Ascomycota; Dothideomycetes; Dothideales; Saccotheciaceae
Source: the annotation of a GenBank genome assembly
AUGCGGGCCCUGUCUCGUAUUCUCAUUGGCGGACUGAUAUUGGUGACGCUGGUAUGGCUCAAAGGCCAAUUCGUUAAGCUCCAUCAGUCCAUUCUUGAGCUCGACAGGCUGUCGCAGGACGGUGGACUUCUAAGCCAUACAAAUACAACAGACGGCACACAUGGAUCGAACUCGACAGCAGAGGAUCCGCUGAGGGCGGUCAUGAACGCCAUCUCCAAUUCGUUCCUCAACGGCACCAUCGAGAAACUUGCGACGCCCAAGUCUGGUCUCCGAGACACGAGAAGCAAGGUUGUAGUCGUUGCCAAAACUGCAAAGGAGAAGACGCAAUGGAUCUCAAGCAUGCUANNCCCAACGAAGAACAAAGGACGAGAGGCAAACGCCUAUCUCACGUACAUAAUCGAGAACUACGAUGAGCUGCCCGAAACUAUUGCAUUCAUACACAGCCACCUCAGUUCUUGGCACAACGACCAAAAUGCUGCGAAAGCGCUGCAGUUGCUCAACAUCGAUUUCGUGCAGAAGAACGGAUACGCCAACUUGAGAUGUCAUACCACGCCAGGCUGCUAUCCUGCAGAGAUACAGCCAUUUCGCAACAAGAAAGAGCAAGCUGGUAUAGACAAACACGAAGCAGCGACCGAGAGGGCCUUUGCCAAGGCAUGGACUGAGAUUUUCAACUCGACUGCCGUCCCAGAACAGAUUGGAGUGGCAUGCUGUGCACAGUUCGCCGUGUCUCGGGACCAGGUCCUGCAAAGACCGCUUGCGCACUAUGUCUGGUUCUACGGCUGGCUGAUGGAGACGUCUCUGAGCGACGCGACUGCGGGAAGAGUGAUGGAGUAUCUGUGGCACAUCAUCUUCGGCAUGGAGCCAGUUUACUGCCCCAAAGUCUAUCAGUGCUUCAGAAAUGUUUAUGAUAUCUGGGACAUCCUCUCGUAG